This is a messenger RNA of Phragmites australis (common reed), 2986 nucleotides long. RefSeq lists its product as uncharacterized. The transcript is spliced from 5 exons. The record is from RefSeq and is a predicted model, not a curated record. NCBI's taxonomy places the organism in Eukaryota, Viridiplantae, Streptophyta, Magnoliopsida, Poales, Poaceae. Bases 625 to 2613 code for a protein of 662 amino acids.
CAGACUCCCUUUGACACUUGACAGGCAAACAAACAAACAGAGAUCAUUAGGCGGAGGGAGAGAGAGUGAGGGGACAGAAGAUAGUACCAUUUAUUGCUUACAAGGAAUCAAUCCCAAUUCCCAACCCCAAUCCCAUCUUUUUCCUUCUUCCCCUCCUCUACACUUUCCCCCCAUGUAUGCCACACAUGUUAGAGAGAGACUUCACAAGAUAGAGUGGUAAAAAGGAGGAGAAAGUGGCAGGGCAGUGAAAGAAGAAGAAGAAGAGAGAGAGAGAGAGAGAUGUGAGCAGAAGCAGUCCAGCAGCUGCAGUGGCUGACAGCCGAGUGAGACAGACAGCAGCCAGAGCAAGCACAGCAUCCUCCCCUCCCAACCAGUCCAGUCCAGUCCAGUCCAGUCCAGAUCGAGACGAGAGCGAAGAAAAGAAAACAACAGCGCCUUCCUCAGAUGCGGUGAAACACCGAGGGGAGAAGGGGGAGGGAAGGAGAAAUUUUCUUCGUGCAAGGAAAACAAAAACAAAAGAAAAGCAAGCAUGCAGAAAGGAGACACCUCCCCUCCCUAGGAUGGCAUAGGACGACUCCAAUUAUUUUCUCGCUCCCUUCCUGGCCACUGUGCAAAACGAAGAUUAUGGCGGCUGUGAUGGAUUUGGAUCUCAACUGCUCGCCGCCGUCGCCGGAGCCCGCUGCCCAGGAGGACCUCAGGCGGUCAAUGCUCCGCCAAGAACACGCCUUCCGCGAUCAGGUUCGGGUGCAGAACUUGCACAGGCUGUAUUGGACUCAGAAGAAUCUCGCGGAUAUGCCGCCCUUCUGGAAGCAGUCCAAUGGUGUGCUGUAUGCUCACCAUCCGCCGCAUUAUUCUCACACGAUGGAUUCGGAUGUCAGAGAGAAUCCAGGUGUUUUAAGCCAUUGUUAUGAGAGAGGGAAGCAGGCCCGUCGAUGCCACGAUGAGGGCACAGAGGAGAAUUUGGACGUCAAGGGUUCAGUUGGGAAAAAAACUGAUAAUUGUAGUGUGCAGGGGAGGCCUGGUUACCGCUGUUUGAUAGAUUUAGAGAAACCGGCGACAUUGGAUGAUGAUGUGGAGAUUGUUUCUCCCCCUGGCUUCAUCAGUUAUGCUAGCCAGAAUGGUGGCUCUUCAGAUAAAUCCCAAUGUGUCUGGGUGCAGAGUUCACCUCUGGUGUUUAGUCACUUGCGCGGAGAUCAGACUAUUCCUCACGUUAGUUCUGGUUCAACUGGUUCUAGUGAUACUCCAGACAGUCAUUCACCUGCUAAAGCAAAGACUACUGAAUCUGGACGCAUGUUCUUCGACCUGAAUGUAGCUCAGGAAGAUGAUUUGAAUAUUUGCCCUCAUCCCUCCAAAGAUUUUUGCAAUAAUUCCAACAAAAUAUUCCACAAGGGAAGUGAAUCCAGUGUUGGAUCAUCGAAGGGAUCUUCCAUCACAGCUGUCAUGACCAUCUCUGCUCCAGACAACUCAAGGGAAGAGAUGGCUGCAGGAUUGUUUCGUGAUUCUCAGAGCCACCGGCCUUUCUGUGUGGAAGCUUCAAAAUACAAUGCGCUUCUCAGAGGAAAUAUCCAGCAUCAACACGCACUAGAUAAGAUUUCUGGAUUAGAUGCUCAGGAUUGUAUGGUAAUACCGCGAAAAGCAUUGUCAGUUAGUUCCAACGGUGGAAAUAAUUCUUUGUCAGGUUUACCUGAAUUGGGAGACAGACAAGCCACUAAUUUGAUGGGGCAACCCGCUGUUGUUCUGCAUAAGGAGUCCCAAGAGGAGACUAUAACAGUAAUAUCUGAUGAUGAAAUGGAAGGCAUUGACUUAAACGUAUCGAUUGAGAGCAUUGAUUUGCCAUCAAAGGUAUCAAAUAAUUACAUAGGGCAACCUAUAUAUAAGGAUGGAAGUGAAGAAAACUCAUCCAGUCGUUAUUUUCGUCAGAUUGAGGGUCAACAAAGUAUUCCUUUUGUUGAAUGUCCAACUAUUAAAAACCAUCACAUGGCUGAGAGUAAGGACUGCAAGAAUGUACAGUCUCCAGUUUCUGGAAUUGCAAUUAGAAGGUCAGUUCUUAUCCCGGAAACUCCUCAAGGUCGUGACUAUGCUUGUCCAAUGCUGAGAUUGUCGAAUAAUGGAGCAUCAGUUCCUCUUGAUACUGUCAGCAAUCAUCAGGCGGAGUUGGAAGAGGAUGAAAAAAGUGCUACUACAGCCGCUGAGACACUCCUUUCCAUAUUCGCGAACAAUUCUGCUUGGAUGACAGACAGCCAUGGAAGCAACAGUCAAACGGAUGCUCAGGUUGGAAUUCACCAACCUCAGCCUUCGUUGAAUUCUUUCGAAGAAAGCAUAUUGAACCUUGAGGAGAUCAAAGAUGAUGUGGAAUCAAUUCCAGUGAGACCACCUGACAAGGAAGGGCCAUCCUGCGGGAUUAAGCUGAAGAGAGGGAGGGGCCUGAGAGAUUUCCAAAGGGAAAUAUUACCUGGGCUCGUCUCUCUGGCGAGGCACGAGAUAUGCGAUGACUUGCAUUCCAUAGGGUACGAACUCAGGAAAACUCGGUCAAGGAGAACCUCGGGUGAUCAGUAUCCUCAUGCGACGCGAAAAAGACUGCCUAGGCGUUGUUCUGCGGCAUGGAACGAGUGAAUGCCUUUCCCAUCACAUCACACCAUGACAGCAGCAGCAGCCAAGAAACAGGGAAGGUGGCAUAUGAAGGCGGAUUCUAACUAGCUUUGUGAAUAUUGCUGUGUACUAAGCGUAGCUGAAAACACAGUUUGUCACUAGCCAUUCGAUUGGAGAGAUUCGCUUUCGCUAAUCUGCAAGCCUGAAGACAAUGUUGAGAAUCGCAGAUUGUGCUUUAGCAGCUGCUUAUUUACAUUUAGCAACUGGUGGUAAAGCUAACCUUUUUUUCAUUUUCCUCCUUCCCUGAUGUACUAAACCUGGGAUCUGUGUUGAAUGGCUCCAUAGAAUCGAAUAAUAAGGCUUGGCUGUGUGUGUACAGUGUGCACCUUUUACUGCA